Molecule: messenger RNA, 1680 nt
Organism: Spathaspora passalidarum NRRL Y-27907
Lineage: Eukaryota; Fungi; Ascomycota; Pichiomycetes; Serinales; Debaryomycetaceae
Gene: SAP9
Product: aspartyl protease
Exons: 1
Coding region: 1-1680 (559 amino acids)
Biological process (GO): proteolysis
Molecular function (GO): aspartic-type endopeptidase activity
Source: RefSeq, a predicted model, not a curated record
AUGCAACUAUUAUCCUUAUUUAUAUUUGCAUUAUUAUCAGUGACAUCACCGAUUUCGGCUGAGCAAGAUGCCAGUCACUUUAAAAUAGACUUUCGUAUCCGUCGUGGGGAUUCAAGAAAGGAUAUUUCCGAGUCGGCUCCCAGGAUAGUCAAACGUGCUGAUCCUGACGGGGCAGUAAAUAUGGUGAUUUUAAAUCAGCAAACUUUUUAUUUGGCCAAUUUGUCCAUCGGCUCAAACAAGGAUUCCGUGGGUGUUUUGGUUGAUACCGGAUCAUCUGAUUUAUGGGUUAUGUCUCAUGACUUGAAGUGUUCAGCUAACCCUAAUAGCAAGCGUGAGGCGAAGAAUAAAAUUGACCAUUUUGGUUCCGGAACCGGUGUAGUUAACAUUUUUAAGGAACAAAGUGAGAAAAGAGAUGACGAUAAACCACCACCAACUAAAUCUAGUAAUGAGAAUAACAAGGCAUUUGCAUUUACAACUAUAACUUUACUGCCUGAUGGAUUCCAAACUCCUUCAAUUGGAGGCGGCAGUGGCGGAGCUGGUAGUGGUGCCAGCGCAUGUACAGCUUUAGGGUCAUUCAAUACCGGCAAAUCCGAUACUUUUGUUAAGAAUAAUACUAGUCCAUUUCAAAUUGAGUAUGCUGAUGGAUCUGAUGCCACCGGAAUUUGGGGGUUUGACAAUGUCUUUAUUGGUGAUACUAAAGUUGCUAACUUAUCGUUUGCUGUUGCCAAUGAAACUUCCUCUGAUGUUGGUGUGCUUGGAAUUGGUCUUUCUGGAUUAGAAACAACUACUCAAUUUGGUUAUGUGUACGAAAACUUGCCACUCAAGAUGAGAAACCAAGGAUUGAUUAACCGUGCUCUUUUUUCAAUCUACUUGGGCCAAGCUAACGACAACAAGGGCAGUAUCCUUUUUGGAGCUAUUGAUCAUGCCAAAUUCUUGGGUAAUUUGGUAACUCUUCCAAUGCAACGUACUUACCAACAAGUUAGUGUUCCAGUUAGAAUUCAAAUUGGUCUUGAUUCAGUGAAUUUACAAGGAGUUUCAGGAUCAUCGUCUAGCUCAUUAUUAUCCGAUUCUACCGGCGUUGUUCUUGAUACCGGUUCAACUUUGUCAUAUGUUUCAGCAGAUGUCUUGCAAGCUCUUGGAGAAGCAUUAGGAGGCACCUAUAAUCGUAGACUGCAUGCAUAUAUUGUUAAUUGUAAUCAACCAAAAGGAGCAACCCUCAAUUUAGGAUUUUCCAAUCAAACUAUCAAGGUUCCAGUCAGUGAUUUACUUAUCCAAGCUACUUCUAGUCAAUGUUACCUUGGUGUUUUGGCCCAAUCUACCGCAACUUCAUACAUGUUAUUUGGUGAUAAUAUUUUAAGACAUGCUUAUGUUGUUAUGGAUUUAGACGGUUUUGAAGUUUCAUUAGCUCCAGUUAAUUUUACCAAUGAUGAAGACAUUGAAGUUAUUAGCUCCACUGUUCCAACGACCGGUGCCACAACUACUCCUAGCAGUAGUGGUAGAGGUAGUACUGGUGGUAACAGUGGCAGCAGCGGCAGCAGUGGUGGUAGCGGUAGUAGUAGCAGUGGAGACAGUGAGACUACCAGCAGUACUGGUAAACAAUCAGCUGCGCACUCCAUCACUGUUAGACCAUUGUACGUUAUUGGUUUAACUUUGUUAAUAUCUUUAUCCAUAAUGAUAUAA